This is a messenger RNA of Tarenaya hassleriana, 2229 nucleotides long. RefSeq names its product probable E3 ubiquitin-protein ligase ARI2. The transcript has 7 exons. The record is from RefSeq and is a predicted model, not a curated record. Gene Ontology annotation, biological process: protein polyubiquitination; ubiquitin-dependent protein catabolic process; positive regulation of proteasomal ubiquitin-dependent protein catabolic process. The coding region runs from base 298 to 1944 and encodes 548 amino acids. Gene Ontology annotation, cellular component: ubiquitin ligase complex; cytoplasm. Gene Ontology annotation, molecular function: ubiquitin conjugating enzyme binding; zinc ion binding; ubiquitin protein ligase activity. Lineage: Eukaryota; Viridiplantae; Streptophyta; Magnoliopsida; Brassicales; Cleomaceae.
CGAUUCCUUUUCACCCCGGAAUACGUCUCUCUCUCUCUCUCUCUCUCUCUCGCGCGUCAGCUUCCAAGUCCACUCGCCGGCCAAACUCUCGCCGGAAUCCUCUGUGAUCUCGCGGGGUUCUUUGCGUUUCUCUCUCUGUUCUCUCUACUUUCGCUUCCCCGACGGUGUCUCUUUUCUCAUUCGUUUUGUCACGUCCUUUCUUCUGUCCUUGCGUUUUCCUUCGCAGCACCCGAGGGUUGUGUUGAAUUUCGCUCUUGUCGUUUCCGAAUCAUGUUCUUUCUUCCGUAAUUUCGAUCGAUGGAUGACUACUUGGUUGACAAGGAGGAUUCUUAUUACUCCUCCGAUCAAGAUUCCCUUAACGGGCUGGAUAUCGAUGAUUCCGAUUUUCUUUUAGCGCCAGCCAGAGAACCCACUGCGAAGGUUAUUACGAAGGAAUCGCUUCUGGUGGCACAGAGGGAGUUUAUGCGAAGGGUGAUGGAUUUGUUAUCGCUUAAGGAGCACCAUGCUCGGACUCUUCUUAUUCAUUACCAGUGGGAUGUGGAGAAGUUGUUCUCUGUUCUUGUCGAGAGAGGGAAGGAUGACUUGUUUGCUGCAGCUGGUGUCUCUGUUGUUGAGCGUCAACAGGACAAUUCAUCCUUGUCCCCUUGUACAACAAUGGCUUGUGUUAUCUGUAUAGAGGAUGUGCCGGGUGAUCAGAUGACGAGAAUGGACUGUGGCCAUUGCUUUUGCAAUAAUUGUUGGACAGUGCAUUUUACUGUGAAGAUAAACGAAGGUCAGAGCAGAAGGAUUAGAUGCAUGGCUCCUAAGUGCAAUGCUAUUUGUGAUGAAGAUGUUGUCAGGAGUUUAGUUGGUAAAAGCCGUCCAGAUCUUGCUGAGAAGUUUGAUCGGUUUCUUCUGGAAUCAUACAUUGAAGAUAACAAGAUGGUGAAGUGGUGUCCAAGCACUCCGCAUUGUGGGAACGCCAUACGGGUCGAGGAUGACAAGUUGUGCGAGGUAGAAUGUUCCUGCGGUUGUCAGUUCUGUUUCAGUUGUUUGUCUGAAACCCACUCCCCUUGCUCUUGUUUGAUGUGGGAACAAUGGAGAAAGAAGUGCCGGGAUGAGUUAGAGGCAGUUAAAUGGAUUACAGUUAACACUAAGGCGUGUCCCAAAUGUGGCAAACCUGUGGAAAAGGACGGUGGAUGCAAUCUCGUGACGUGUAUUUGUAGACAAUCAUUUUGUUGGUUAUGUGGUGCAGCUACUGGGAGGGAUCAUACUUGGUCUAGAAUCUUGGGUCAUAGUUGCGGUCGGUACCAAGAAGACAAAAAGAAACAGAUGGAGAGAGGAAAAAGAGAUACUUAUCGGUAUAUGCAUUACCAUAACCGAUACAAAGCACAUAUCCAUUCCUUGAAGCUGGAGAGUAAACUUAAGGAUACUAUCCUUGAGAAAGUGUCAAUUUCAGAAGAGAGGGAGUUGAAACUUAAGGACUUCAGCUGGGUUACCAAUGGACUCCACCGGUUAUUCAUAUCAAGGCGAGUUCUUUCAUAUUCUUACCCUUUUGCAUUUUACAUGUUUGGAGAUGAGCUGUUCGAAGAUGAGAUGACGUCUCAAGAAAGAGAAAUAAAACAGAAUCUGUUUGAGGAUCAGCAGCAACAGCUUGAGGCUAAUGUUGAGAAACUUUCCAAGUUUUUAGAAGAGCCUUUUGAUCAGUACACUGCUGAUAAAGUGAUGGACAUUAGGAUUCAAGUCAUCAACUUGUCUGUCACGGUCGAUACCCUCUGCAAGAAAAUGUAUGAAUGCAUCGAGAAUGAAUUACUGGGCUCUCUCCAACUUGGCAUCCACAACAUCGCUCCUUACAAAUCGAAAGGCAUCGAGCGAGCAUCUGACUAUUAUACUUCUAGGAAUUCUAAGGCAGAUUGUGGUACGUACAAGCGGAAGAACGUCAAGGCUCGACCAAGGGAACUCUGAUGACACCAGUUGCUCUUCCAAGAAACGAGCCCGGAAAGAGGGAACCAUUGGAGGCAGCAACAGCUGCUAAGACGCUUUACUCAAUCCGAACUUGCCUGCUGAUGUCACAGACCGUAACUGAACUCUCUUGUAUACAGAUUAAACUUGGUUUUUUUUUUUUUGAGCUCAUGAAUAUUAUUUUCUAGUACAAUAUAUAAUAUAUAUAUCGGUAUACAGAUUAAACUUGGUUUUGUCUAAUUCCAUAUUGGCAAUGUCGUUUCCCCAAGAGAUUUUCAGAAAUGGAGA